Diabrotica balteata is the source of this 1631-nucleotide messenger RNA. The record is from the annotation of a GenBank genome assembly. NCBI's taxonomy places the organism in Eukaryota, Metazoa, Arthropoda, Insecta, Coleoptera, Chrysomelidae.
GUUUUUUUAAUUAAAAAAAAGUUUGUAGUUGCCGUUUGUUAUAGUGUCCUAUGGUUAUAAAAGUCAGAAUAACAGUUAUUAGCAAGUGAUUAAAAACAAAUUUUAAAUACAUGGAGGAAAAAAUACCAGAUCGACCACAUUUUAAACUCAUUUACCAAAGAUACUAUCAACUAAAACUACGAAAAAAGUUCGGAAAAAUAGAUCUUAAUUCUAGGGAUAUCUGGAAUAACACUCCUUUACAUAAUGCUCUAAAAUAUGGCCACGAAGAGCUGGCAAGGUGUCUUAUAAAAUCAGGAGCUUGUGUUAAUCAUGUAGAUACAGAUGGUAACACGCCAUUGCAUUUGGCAGCACGAACUGGAACUACGAGCAGGACGAGUAUAGACACGGUACGCCUACUUUUGAAACACAUGUCCGAUGUCAAUAGUAAAAACAAUAGAGGAUUUACACCUUUGCACGAAGCUGUAUAUGCAGAAAAUGUGAAAACGGCAAAAUGGUCAAUAAUAAAUUAUUACUAUGGUGACAAGUCAAAUGAUACAAUCAGUAUACCCAAUACACUCUAUUGUGUUUACGAUUAUAAUGGUAGUAAGUUCUUUAAACGUGCCCGUCGGGAUCCACCUAUUUGGGCAAUGAAAAAUACUACGACUAUGGUUAGAAUUUUAGUAGAAGCAGGAGCAGAUGUUAAUCAUCAGACUGCCGAAGGUUGGACCCCAUUACAUUUCGCGGUUGAACGGAGUCUUGUAGAUGUUGUUGAUAUACUAUUGCAAAAUGGGGCUAGCGUUGUCUUAACCGCGCAAAAUCUGCCAGAAUGUCUACUACUCCCAAUGCCACGAAAGAUACGAGCAUUAUAUAGAGUCGUCUUUAAAGUAGUUAAUGACAGCUAUAUAAAAUUACAUUCUGGUACUACUGUUUUGCAUCAAGCUGCAGAGUUGGAUAUACCGAAUAUAGCAAGAGUUAUUGUAGAUAAAGGUGCUGAUAUUAAUGCACAAGAUUCUAGGGGGAAAACUGCUCUACAUAUUGCCGUAGAUAAUUUUCAAUAUCAUAUUGUCGAAUUUCUAAUAUUCAAUGGUGCUAAUAUUAACAUAAAAGACAACUAUGGACAUGUUCCUUUAGCAAAUAUAUUUUUUGAUUGUUUUGAUUUUGAUUUGGAUUUUCAACGAAAAAUGGUUAAAUACAUUGUUUUAUGGCAAAACGACCAGCAGCAUCUAUUUAUGAAAGGUUCUAGAAUAAGUUCUGCAUUACAACCUUUGUGGAACCAUUGUGAAGAUGAUGUUAAUAAAAUGAAAGAUUUUAUAUUCGAGGAGAGUAAUAUUUCCUUAUACACAAUCCUUAGACACAUUUUUAAUGAACACCAACUUGCAGAGUACCUGAAAAAUAAAUCAAUAGCCCAAUCCUUGUCGGAUUUUAUCUGUAAUGAUAUAUACUGCACAAUAUUUCCGAGAUAUGAAGAGCUUAUACGGAUAAUUCCAUUUAUUUUGAUACCUGCAAGAGCAAGAAAUUUAGAAUUAGAGAAACUCAUUUUGAUUUCCAAUGAAAUUUUGCCUCAAUUGCCUCCAGAAAUAGUGCUUAAAAUUGGUAGUUACCUAAAUAACUAUGAUUUAACAAACUUUUUGCUAUCGGUAUGUGAAAUUUGA